AUGGAUAUAGGCGGGAAUUCAAACCCAAUGGGUUCUAAUGAAUCAGACUAUGACAGUGACGAUGAUUUUUUCAUGCAAGUAGUGGUUGCGGCGACUAUGCUAUGUAUUAGAUUUGUAUACAGGGAACCUUCUCGCCGAAGGCACACUUCUGGUUGGGGAAGGGCACUUAGAGUGAAUUAUUAUCUGGAACGUAGUCCAACAGUGAUGUAUGACAAAGUCCGUAUGAGUAGUGAUGCAUUCUUGCGCCUAAGUUAUAUCCUUGAGGAAAGGGGCUUAUUGCAACCGACUGUCCACGUAAAUGUUGAUGAGCAAUUAUUCAUAUUCCUAACUAUAUUAUGUCAGAACCAAACUAACAGGGAGGCGCAGCACACUUGGCAGCGAUCUGGAUCAAUGGUGUCUGAGUACUUCACCAAAGUUCUUGAGGCGAUAUGCACAUUGAAGAAGGAAUUCAUUAGACAUCCAGAUUUUCAAACCGUUGACCCGUACAUAAUUGCAAGUGGAAAUAAAUACUCGCUGUGGUUCGAUGAUUGUGUUGGAGCACUUGACGGUACUCACGUCCCAUGUGUUCCCCCUCGUGAAACUGCUGAACUUUACAAAAUAGGAAGGGGAAAAUUUUACCUCGUCGACUCGGGGUACGCUAACAACGGAUGCUUCAUGGCACCAUAUCGGGGGACAACAUACCACUUGCAAGAGUAUAGGACUCGCCGUGAAAGAGGGUUUCACAGCGAACGUGAGCUUUUCAACUACACCCACUCCUCACUGCGUAAUGUCAUUGAAAGAACAUUUGGUGUGUGGAAGGCUAGAUUUCGUAUUUUGAGAACCAUUAACCAUUACCCCAUUACCAAACAAGUUAUGAUUCCAGUAGCGUGUGCUAUAAUACAUAAUUUUAUCCAUAUGUACCGUAAUGGGGACAGCCUAUUAGACCAAUACUCACAAGAUGGCGUUCCGGUUGCAGACAUUGAUUUACAGAAUGUUGAUGAGGACAUUAACGACAAUACUAACCAUGAGGGUCAACCAUUGAAAUCUAAUGCAGAAUUGGAGAUGAAUGCUUUAAAGGAUGCAAGGGCGCAUACAAUGUGGGCAGUGCACUGUCACCGUCGUGCACGCUAA
Messenger RNA from Morus notabilis, 1110 nucleotides. RefSeq lists its product as uncharacterized. The coding region runs from base 1 to 1110 and encodes 369 amino acids. The transcript has 3 exons. The record is from RefSeq and is a predicted model, not a curated record. NCBI's taxonomy places the organism in Eukaryota, Viridiplantae, Streptophyta, Magnoliopsida, Rosales, Moraceae.